AUGAAACUCUUCAAGUGCCUCAGAGGGAUGGUCAUCCUCAUGUCUGUGUUCUCCGUCUGCUCAGGCCAUAGAGCAAUGACCGUUGUCUGCUCCAUCGACUGGUUGAUGGUCACAGUCCACCCAUUCUUGCUGAAUAGCGAUGUGUAUGUCCACUUCCACGAGUUAUAUUUGGGCCAGGGUUGCCCUGUCAACCACGUGGAGCCACAUAUCUACGAGUUCAUCUACCGUGUUACUGAAUGUGGCAUCAGAGCCAAGGCCAUCUCCCAGAGCACAGUUCUCUACAACACUGAGUUGUAUUAUAUUUCAAAAGCUACAUCAUCUAAACACAUUAUCCCACUGGCAUGUGCUGCCUCCCGAAAGUUCUCAUGGUUCACUCCUCCCAUUCCUGCAAAUCUACCCAGGGAGAGAGGGAUCAGAGUCCAGAAUGAUGAGACAGCAUAUGCUGUGUUCUCAUUGGCCCAGUUCACUCACCAGCCCCAAUGCGAUUGUCCACCUUUUGUUCAUAAUGAACAAGGGCAGACCUCUCAACAAGCAGAGGCUGCAGGGCCAGCCCCUACACUGGCGCCUUCCCUUAUGAAUGUACCUGAUCACUGGUGUCUUCUCUCAGAUGAUCUGCUUGGGCCCAUGUGA
This is a messenger RNA of Sorex araneus (European shrew), 630 nucleotides long. RefSeq names its product placenta enriched 1 (gene PLAC1). Lineage: Eukaryota; Metazoa; Chordata; Mammalia; Eulipotyphla; Soricidae. The record is from RefSeq and is a predicted model, not a curated record. Bases 1 to 630 code for a protein of 209 amino acids. The transcript has a single exon.